Messenger RNA from Lodderomyces orthopsilosis Co 90-125, 1722 nucleotides. RefSeq lists its product as uncharacterized. The transcript has a single exon. The record is from RefSeq and is a predicted model, not a curated record. The coding region runs from base 1 to 1722 and encodes 573 amino acids. NCBI's taxonomy places the organism in Eukaryota, Fungi, Ascomycota, Pichiomycetes, Serinales, Debaryomycetaceae. Gene Ontology annotation, molecular function: monooxygenase activity; iron ion binding; oxidoreductase activity, acting on paired donors, with incorporation or reduction of molecular oxygen.
AUGUUGAAGGAUACCCUUGAAACUAUUCACAGCGUUAUACAAGCGCACCCAUUUUGGUCAUUGUUUGUCAUACUUGCCAUACUCUGUUUUUAUAAUUUGAUCUAUUUACCUAUUACAUCUCCAUUUUGGAAACUCCCUGGACUGUACAUAUAUCGAGUGUCAUAUAUUGGAGCAUUGAACCGCCAAAGAGAAGGUACAUGGAUACAAACAGUGUACAAAUUACACCAGAAAUAUGGCCCAGUUGUUGUUCUAUCACCAAACGAAAUCAGUGUUUAUGGGCCUCAGUACGUUAAUGACAUUUACGUCAAAAACUUUCCGAAAUCAUCAUUUUAUGCAAAUUUCACAAACCACGGCCAUGAUAACAUCUUUGCAUCAUUGAACAAUGAGGAACACCUAAAGUAUAAAAAGAUUAUAAUGAGACUUUACAACAAGGGAAAUGUCAUGUCCCCAGAGAACAACACAAGGAAAGUAAUGAUUGACUCUACAAGAAAGUUGUUGAGUUACGUAUACAAAAGCUCCAUUACCGGAAAACAGCCCGAUCUAGCCAACGUGAGCCCAAAAUUGAAUCCUCACGCUAAAGGGCAUCGCGAACAAUGGUUCAACAAGUCAAAAAGAACAAAGAAUCUAGGUAUUGAAGUCUUUUCAUUAUUUGGAGCAUUUGCGAUGGAUGUGAUUUCUAAAUUUGAAUUGGGACAAACAAAUGGGCUGGAUUUGUUAGAUAGUCCUUCGGAUCGUGAAAUAAUUUUGAAACAUCGUCAAGUAUCAAGUAUGUUGUUUUGGACUACAUUAAUGCCAGCACUCUGGGAUGUGGCUGCCACUAAAACGAUUAUGAAAUGUGCUAAUGAUGUAUCUCAAUUCCGAAUGUCUUUAUACAAUUUCGCUGAAAAGCACUUGAGCAGGAAUGGGAAAAACUUGACUACGUUGGAAGCAUUGAAACAAAAUGGAUUGAAAGGAGCCAGAGCUUAUUCUUUUUUAUCAGAUAAUCUAUUUGCUGGUCAUGAAACAACGGCAGUUCAAUUAUGCUAUUUGAUUUAUGAGUUAUCCCGACCAGGUAACACAUCUUUGGUGAAGAGAUUGCAAAGCGAAUUGUAUGAAGCAUUUGGGAAACCUACUUCUUAUGAAGAAGUUAUUGAAGACUUGGAUCAAGUAGAUAAGCUUCCGUUUUUGGACGCUCUAUUGUUGGAAAACUCAAGGGUACACUCUUCAAUCCCAGGGGCAGAGCCAAGAGUAGUGGACCGAGAAUACUCUGUUGGUGGUGUUCAUAUCCCCAAAGGUACAACUAUCUCGUGCUUGCCAUAUGCAUUGCAUCGUGACCCGGUAGUGUUUCCCAAACAUGAUUAUUUCAUUCCCGAUAGAUGGUUAAAGUAUCCAGAUGAAUCACAAGAGGAGUUUCAACAAAGAACCAAGACACAAAACAAAUAUAUGAUGCAUUUUGGGAAAGGAAUACGUAUGUGUCUUGGAAUGCACUUGGCGUGGAUUGAGAUGAAGCUACUUGUAGCUAAUUUGUAUUGGCAUUUCCAUUCUUCAUUGGAUGAAGACUGGUGUGAGAUCAAGAAUGAUUUAGAGCCAAUACUACUAGGCGUGAGUAAUUCUGGAAAAACCAGCAAUGAUCAAGAAAUGAUGUGUAUGAGUGAUGCUUAUACCACCACUGGCCCCGUCAAUGAAGAAUGUUGGAUAAGAUGGCUGGAGAAUGAGGUUAGUGAGCUACCAUGUACUUCAUAG